Molecule: messenger RNA, 2212 nt
Organism: Olea europaea var. sylvestris
Lineage: Eukaryota; Viridiplantae; Streptophyta; Magnoliopsida; Lamiales; Oleaceae
Product: synaptotagmin-4
Exons: 11
Coding region: 365-1882 (505 amino acids)
Cellular component (GO): endoplasmic reticulum
Molecular function (GO): lipid binding
Source: RefSeq, a predicted model, not a curated record
CAAAGGCGACAGGUAAGUGAGACAACUACCUUACUUGAUUGCACAUCUGCACCUAUGGGGUAUCGAAAUUUGUACAUAAAAUUAUCGUUCAAAUUGAUAUGAUUUAUAUACACAUAUACUUUAUAUACGAAGAAAUAAUCCCCUUCCCCUGGCCCAGAAAUCUAAAUCUUGUGGAUGAAUAUGCUUUAUGAAAACAGAGUUUGACAACGACACAUGAAAUAAUUGGAGAUUAUUAAUAGCAUCAGGAACGGUAAUAGAAGUAUUUGUUUCAGUAUAUAGAAGUUGGGGAAUUUUGCAACCUUCCCGAGAGUUUGAAAUUUGAAAUCAAGGGUUGAGAUUGUAAAAAGGGAGAAAAAAAGGAAAGAUGGGGUUGAUGUCGGGAAUGUUGAUGGGGAUUGUUUUCGGGAUCGCGUUGAUGGCGGGUUGGCAGCACAUGAUGCGGUACCGGAGCAACAAGCGAAUUGCUAAGGCAGUUGAUAUAAAAUCAUUGAGCUCUCUCAACAGGGAUGAUUUGAAGAAAAUCUGUGGCGAAAAUUUUCCAGAAUGGAUAUCUUUUCCUGUAUUUGAACAGGUGAAAUGGCUAAACAAGCAGUUGAGUAAACUAUGGCCAUUUGUUGCAGAUGCAGCAGAGGCUAUUAUAAAAGAUUCUGUUGAACCUUUAUUGGAAGAAUAUCGACCUCCAGGCAUUACAUCAAUGAAGUUUAGCAAACUGUCUCUCGGAACUGUGGCUCCGAAGAUUGAAGGUAUUCGUGUCCAGAGCCUUAAGAACGGUCAAAUCACAAUGGACAUUGACCUCCGAUGGGGUGGUGAUCCAAGUAUUAUUUUAGCCAUUGAGGCUGCACUUGUUGCUUCUAUCCCGAUUCAGUUAAAGGAUCUUAAAGUUUUUACCGUAGUUCGUGCAAUUUUCCAGCUUGCAGAAGAAAUUCCUUGCAUCUCCGCAGUUGUGGUUGCUCUACUUGCUGAGCCCAAGCCAAGAAUUGAUUAUACUCUGAAGGCUAUUGGUGGAAGUUUAACGGCCAUUCCUGGGCUUUCUGAUAUGAUUGAUGAUACCGUUACUUCAAUCAUCACAGAUAUGCUUCAAUGGCCUCACAGGAUUGUUGUUCCUAUUGGUGGCAUACCUGUAGAUACCAGUGAGUUGGAGCUUAAGCCACAGGGAAAUCUUACAGUCACUGUAUUAAGGGCAAACAACUUGAAAAACAAGGAAUUGAUUGGAAAAUCUGAUCCCUACGUUGUUGUGUACAUUCGUCCACUGUUCAAGGUCAAAACGAAGGUCAUUGAUAACAACCUGAAUCCUGUUUGGAAUGAAACGUUUGAGUUAAUCGCAGAAGACAAGGAGACACAGUCUCUUAUUGUUGAGGUCUUUGAUGAAGACGUUGGACAAGAUGAGCGAUUGGGCAUUGCAAAGUUGCCUCUGAUUGAGCUGGAAGCUGAGAAAUCAAAAGAAAUUGAAUUAAGGCUGCUGCCAUCACUUGAUAUGCUUAAAAUCAAAGACAAGAAGGAUAGAGGAACUCUUACAAUUCAGGUAUUUUAUCAUGAAUUUAACAAGGAAGAGCAAUUGGCUGCCCUUGAAGAAGAGAAGAGGAUCCUAGAAGAAAGAAAGAAACUGAAAGAAGCUGGAGUUAUUGGGAGCACUAUGGAUGCCCUCGGUUCUGGUGUUGGUGUGGUGGGUACAGGUAUCGGUGCUGGAAUGGGACUUGUGGGAAGUGGCAUAGGCGCUGGUGCGGGAAUUGUUGGUAGUGGUCUUGGAGCCUUCAGCAGUGGUCUAAGCAAAGCUGGAAAGUUCAUGGGCAGGACAAUUACAGGGCAAUCUGCUUCUAAGAGGAGCGGCUCCUCCACGCCAGUGAACUCUGUCCAAGAAAAUGGUGGUGCAAAGCCUCUGUAGAAUUGUGUUGAUUGUUUAUGUGAGAAAUAGUUUAUAAAUUCAAUCUUCAUUCAUUUAUUUUCAUGGUGGACUGGUAUGGAAAAAUUGGCAACAUGAGACAAGUGGUAGCUGUUCAGAACUUAGGUUCAAGAUGUGUCAUUCUGGGUAUGUCUUCUACUUUGUCGUCUUAAAGCGGCACCUUACUUAGCAGGAUGAAGACAUACUCCUUCCCGUUGUUUGCAGUGUUUUAGUUACUUUUGUCCAUUUUGUGAAUGUAAGAACUUAAUCGAAUUGGUUUGAAAUGGCUCCAAGAUCAGUUUAUGAUAUAAAUAUGUACUCAUCAAAUGCCCA